Messenger RNA from Coffea eugenioides, 2349 nucleotides. RefSeq lists its product as uncharacterized. The transcript has 6 exons. NCBI's taxonomy places the organism in Eukaryota, Viridiplantae, Streptophyta, Magnoliopsida, Gentianales, Rubiaceae. The record is from RefSeq and is a predicted model, not a curated record. Bases 1 to 2349 code for a protein of 782 amino acids. Gene Ontology annotation, biological process: DNA integration. Gene Ontology annotation, molecular function: nucleic acid binding.
AUGACUUUAAGGAGUGGCAAGGAAGUUCAAGGACCCGAACCGGUGAUUCCUAAAGACAAGGACGAGGAACGGAUUGAGAAAGAAUUGGAAGAGGAGGGCACAGACAACAAAAAUGCAAAGGUACCCUCGAACCCAAUUCCUACAGCUAAAACUAAUCCACCUCCCUUUCCUAGCAGGUUAGAGAAACCAAAGAAGCAAGACAAGGAAAAAGAGGUCCUGGAGAUUUUUCGCAAGGUGGAGAUCAACAUACCCCUACUGGAUGCGAUUAAACAAGUACCCAGGUACGCAAAAUUUUUGAGGGACCUGUGUGCCAACCGCAAGCGGUUGAAGGGGGAUGAACGAGUUAUAGUUGGGGAGAAUGUUUCAGCAAUUCUACAAAGAAAGCUUCCACCGAAAUGCGGAGAUCCAGGCCCUUUGAAAGAGACUGGGAUAAUAAUCCAAUUAGCUGACAGGACCAAUGCAUACCCUGACGGGUUGAUUGAAGAUGUUUUGGAGGUUUUUGAAAUUGAAGGCAGGGAUGAACUAGAGGUCGUCCUGACCAGGCACUUUGAGUCCGAAACGACCUCUAGGGUAGAGUUGAGUGAAGAGCUUAAAUGCGUGAUUGGAUCGUUGCAAACAUUACCAACCACGAAGACAAGGUAUGAUCUUGCACCGAUUUUCAUACCCGAACCUCACCAAAGGUUACUUCCAUCUAUGGUGCAGGCACCUGUCUUGGAACUAAAACCACUGCCGAAACACCUAAAGUAUGUAUACUUAGGUGAAGGGGAGACACUUCCAGUGAUCAUCUCCGCGGGUUUAUCAAAGGUUCAAGAAGAGAAACUACUUCGAGUUCUUAGGGAACAUAAGCAGGCGAUAGGAUGGACCAUCGCCGACAUCAAGGGAAUUAGCCCUGCGGUGUGUAUGCACCGAAUUCGACUCGAGGAGAAUGCUAAACCCGUACGGCAAGCUCAACGGAGAUUAAAUCCUCUCAUGAUGGAGGUCGUAAAGAAAGAGAUUUUAAAACUGCUGGACGUUGGAAUUAUAUUUACAAUAUCAGAUAGCCCGUGGGUAAGUCCAGUACAGGUGGUCCCGAAGAAGGCAGGGGUGACAGUGGAAUCAAACCAAGAGGGUGAGCUCGUACCAAUUCGAAAGCCCACCGGAUGGCGACAGUGUAUCGAUUACCGAAAGCUAAAUGCCGUCACGAAAAAGGACCAUUUUCCCCUCCCUUUCAUUGAUCAGAUGGUGGAGCGAUUAGCAUGUCGAGCUUACUAUUGUUUCUUGGAUGGAUUUUCAGAUGUAUCCUUCGAAUUUGAUGAAGCGUGUAAGGGGGCAUUCAAUAAGUUAAAGGAGUUAUUGAUCACCUCACCUAUUAUCCAACCCCCUGACUGGAACCUCCCAUUCGAGAUCAUGUGUGACGCCAGCGACUAUGCAGUGGGUGCGGUAUUGGGUCAAAGAGUAGGAAAGGCAGCUCAUGCUAUCUACUACGCAUCUCGAGCCUUGAACGGAGCUCAAUUGAACUAUUCAACCACCGAAAAAGAGCUUUUAGCAGUUGUUUUUGCCUUAGAAAAAUUUCGGUCUUAUUUACUUGGUGCUAAAGUUAUUAUUUUUUCUGAUCAUGCAGCUUUGCGGUAUUUGUUGACAAAAAAAGAGGCAAAACCGCGAUUGAUACGGUGGAUAUUAUUGCUACAGGAGUUCAACCUGGAGAUCCGAGAUAAGAAAGGGGCGGAGAAUCUGGUAGCAGAUCACUUGAGUCGAGUACAAGUCGUCGAAGAUGACAUCCCAUUGAGAGAAGCAUUCCCCGAGGAGCAUUUAUUUUCUAUUAACUCAUCUUUACCUUGGAGAUAUGGUGUCUUGCACAAAGUCUCUACAUCAUACCAUCCUCAGACAAAUGGUCAGGCGGAAACAUCGAACCGAGAGAUCAAAUCAAUUCUAGAAAAGAUGGUCCGACCCGAUAGGAAGGAUUGGAGUGUGAGACUAGAUGAUGCACUAUGGGCAUAUAGGACAGCAUACAAGACACCCAUUGGCAUGUCCCCUUACCGAUUGGUAUUUGGAAAGCCAUGUCAUCUCCCGGUCGAGUUUGAGCAUAGAGCAUUUUGGGCGGUCAAACAAUGCAACAUGGAUAUCGAGGAAGGCGGAAUUCAAAGAAAGUUACAAUUACUAGAGUUGGAAGAAAUUCGAAAUGAAGCAUACGAGAAUGCAGUGAUCUAUAAGGAGAAGAAUCAGAUCUUUCAUGACCAACAGAUCUCUAGGAAGACAUUCGUCUGUGGGCAAAAAGUUUUACUAUACCACUCCAAAUUGAAACUAUUUCCAGAUUCUUUCAUAUGCCAAGUUUCUAAAGGAGAUUAUGACAUGAAAGAGGAGAUUGGAUGA